Molecule: messenger RNA, 1782 nt
Organism: Vanderwaltozyma polyspora DSM 70294
Lineage: Eukaryota; Fungi; Ascomycota; Saccharomycetes; Saccharomycetales; Saccharomycetaceae
Gene: TAG1
Product: Tag1p
Exons: 1
Coding region: 1-1782 (593 amino acids)
Source: RefSeq, a predicted model, not a curated record
AUGAAUGAUAAUGAUUUAGAGACUCAGCCGCUUCUUAACCAUUCUCCUGGCUUAAGAAGACACAGUAUUGUAUCAGAAAGAAGUUUCAUAACCACUAAGAACCAUUAUUGGAGGAAUAUAUGUUUAAUAACGUUUAGUUUUGCAUUAACAGCAUUUAUGGUACUGUUUUUGUUUUCAAAAUAUGUUCCAGCUGAAAAUGUCAUACAAGAUAGCAUUGUUGAAAUAUCAAAAGUAGAUUUGGUAAGUACCCAUAUUGAUGGGUGGACAGAUGAUGGGAAAAACCUUAAUGAUGAUGGGGGCAAAGCUCUUCAAAUUACCGCAAAAUUAAAUUUUUCAUUAGAUUAUAAUAAAUGGAUGUUAGAAAAUAGUACGUCUAGUUUAACACCUUUUCAAAAAAAUUUAUUCCAAUCAAUUGGUAGCAAUGUUAUUAAAAAAUUAUGCAUUAAAGUCAACAAUAUAACCACAUUUGAUGGUAUUCAAAGUGAUAAGAAUUGGUUGGGAUUUGUUUAUCUUGACGAACCGAUUUGUGUGGAUUUACAUAAUAAUACAGUGACUGAAUUAAAUGUCAAAUUAUUUUUGGAACCUGACAUGGGUCAUAUAUUAAGAGUUUUGAAAAAAAUUUUGAAGAAAGACUAUAGUGAUUUAAAUCUUUGGUCUUCUUUGUCUUUUUCACUUUCAAAACGUACAGAUUCUUUGAUUAAAUUUAGUUUACCAUUUGCCUCAUUUCAUCGAGUAAUCAUUCAUUGGGAUAGUAUACUGAAUUGGAAGGGAAUGAAUGCUUUUUUGACUGAGACAAUAAAUGAACUAUCUCAAAUUAGUAUGGAGAAUUUUAAAAUGAGUGACUCGGAUGAAGGCUUCCAAGUUCACUUCAAUACAGAGGUAGGUAAUAUAAUGAAAAAAUUACCAUUGAUAGAGCUACCGCAGCCUGCACUUCUCUCACCCAUCAAAUGGGAUCUGAGAUUACCAGAUUGCCAUGAUAAUUACUCCAUUAAUUUAGCUAAUGUCAAAACCUUCACAAGUGAACUUAAUAUUAGCGAUGGCAUGAACAUCAGUGUCACGAGCUUUAUAGAAGGUUCUUUUCCGAAUUCAUUAUUAUCAUCUGUAUGUUUUUCUGAUGAGGAAAAUAUAGUGACUCCGAUAUCCAGAAUCCUUAAUAAUGUAACAAGUAAUUUAACUACGACAGCGGUUAUCAAGGGUACCUUAUCCAAAGGAAAUGAUAAGAAUUAUAUAUUUCCGGAUAAGAUUCUUCAGGACAUACUUGAUGAAUUAGAUUUUUUGCCUGUAAGUUCUAACAUUACUAUCGAUACCAAUAAUUUAAUUGAAAAUUUCACAAUUAAAGAUAUGAAAGUUAGAUGGGUAAAAGGUAGAUUGGGACAAAAAAGAUUGAGCGCUGUGGGUAAAGUUAUGGGUACGAUAAAUCUACCAUUUUACGAGACUACUGAGCAACGGAUUCAAGUUAAAAAAAUAAAAGGCACUUUGGAGCUAUUCCAUAACGAAGUAUACUUUUUAAACAUACCAAUGAAAAUUUGGUAUAAUGCAUCCUCUGAGAUCAUGCACGAUCAGAAUGACAAUCAUACUUUAAUGGAAAUAACUCUUGAUAUCCCAGAUGAUGAAGUCGAGGUAAUUGACCGUUGGGAAAUCACAAAAGUUUUUAAUGAAAUUUUAUUCGAGGGGAAAUCCACAGUACAUAUUAAGGCUGACCUUGACCUGAUAAUUUCUAGCUUUUUAGGUGAUAUUAUAUUACUGGGACUAAAAACAGAAAAUAAUGUUAUAAUAGAAUGA